Molecule: messenger RNA, 1140 nt
Organism: Dracunculus medinensis (Guinea worm)
Lineage: Eukaryota; Metazoa; Nematoda; Chromadorea; Rhabditida; Dracunculidae
Source: the annotation of a GenBank genome assembly
AAUGAAUCAAAAAAGAAGAAAAUUUGGAAUUUUAGGACAGAGUUCGUUACUUUAGCUGCUGAAUGCAAAGCAGUUAAUAUCGGUCAAGGUUUUCCGAAUAUUGCUGCUCCUGAUUUUGUCACGAAUUUGUUAAAAAAUGUGUGCAAUCACCCAGAAGAAGUCGAUUAUCACCAAUACACUAGAGGAUUUGGACAUCCUAGAUUGGUCAAAGCCAUAUCAAAGUUGUAUACAAAAACAUUGAAAGUUGAUCUAAAUCCCGAUACGAAUGUGUUAAUCACUGUUGGCGGAUAUCUAUCGCUCUAUUACACUUUUAUGGGUUGGUUGAAUGAUGGUGAUGAAGUAAUUGUAAUUGAGCCAGCGUUUGACUGCUACAUACCUCAAAUAUUGAUGGCAGAUGGCGUCCCAUUACCAGUGCCAUUGGAGCUAUCACCCAAUCCGAAAAAUAGUUCUGAUUAUCGCUUAAAUUUGCAGUCUGUUGAAGAAAAAAUUAGUUCUCGGACUAAAAUGCUAGUACUAAACAAUCCACAUAAUCCGACUGGAAAACUUUUCACCGAAGAUGAACUCAGUGGUUUGGCUGAUAUUGCGAAACGGCAUGACUUGUUGGUCGUAUCAGACGAAGUUUAUGAGUGGCAUAUAUAUCCUGGUAAAAAAAUGAUUCGGUUUGCCAGUCUUCCCGGUAUGUUUGAAAGAACGAUUACAAUUGGCAGCGCUGGAAAAACAUUUAGUAUAACAGGUUGGAAAACAGGUUGGUCAAUUGGUCCAGCACAUUUACUUGGACCUUUGAAGCUUCUACAUCAGAACUGCGUUUUUACUUGUCCAACGCCUUUACAAGAAGCUAUUGCUCAAGCAUUAGAACUCGAAUUAGAACUGUUUUCAUCGAAUCCAGAUAAAAGCUAUUUAUUAACAGUGAUGACAUCAAAUUUGCGUGGCAAAAGAAAUCGUAUGGCUGAAAUGUUGAGAAACGCGGGAAUGAAGCCUAUAAUACCGGAAUCUGGUUAUUUUAUGUUGGCUGAUAUUUCGGACUUAGGUAAUGGGAUUAUAAAAUUGGCUACAAUACCGUCGUCAGCUUUCUAUUCAGACGAAUACAAGGCUCAAAACGACCAUUUUAUCCGUGUUUGCUUUUUUAAGGUGAACUUUUGA